Messenger RNA from Paramecium octaurelia, 1049 nucleotides. NCBI's taxonomy places the organism in Eukaryota, Ciliophora, Oligohymenophorea, Peniculida, Parameciidae. The record is from the annotation of a GenBank genome assembly.
AUGUUUAUGAAUAUAAUUUUCCUGGGACUUGCGAUACCAGCUUUCUAGAUUCAAUAAUAACAAUUCUUAGAUUAGGAAAAAAUAAAGCUGGGCAGUCUUUUUUACCAGAUGGCUAUAAAUAAUAAAAAUGAUGAAUAAAAUUUUUUAAACCUAAAUUUCCAAUUACUACAGAAGGUUUAAGAAUUUGAUACUUACACGAAUCUUUAUUAAAAUUAUCACUUUUUAUAAAGAAAUAUUAAUGAAACUCUUUUAUUAGUAAAUGAGAAAUUGCAGCUUAAAGCUUUGUUAUCAUUUAAUGAUUUUCCAAUAAAUGAUAAAUUAAUAGUAAGCAUAUCAGAUUUUUAAAUUUAACUACCUGAAGAAGAUUGUGAAAAAUUUUACUUUCUACAAGACGAUCAUCUUCUUGCUGUUUGCAAAGAGAAUGGCAAUUACCUAUAAAUUUUUACACUUAGCUAAUAAAAAAUAAUUGAUUAAAAAUAGCUUAAGUAUUAGUUUAAAUGUGAGAUUGGUUUUUCAAAAAUAGAUUAGGUACUAAUUAUUUAUGAAAAAAAUUGUUUAGAUAUCUACAUAUAUAAAUAGAAAUUGAUUUCGAAAACUAUAAACUCAAUAUUUAAUAAUUAUCUGAAUUAAUGACCUUAUUGGUAGAAGUUUAAAGUGAUCUACCUUAAAAAUUAAUAUAAUUAGAAAUCUGUUAAAUUGAUGAAUUUUAUAUAGCAUUCCAAAAGACAUUAUUUUAUUAUUCAGUUUAAGUGAAGAUAUUAUGCGUAAUUUAUAGGGCAGAAGGACAACAUUUAGAAAUAUAUGAACUCCUUAACUGUUGUAAAAGUCUGUAGUUUACACUCAUUAAUAAAGAUACAGGUAAUUUUAAACUUAUCUUAGGUACUCUAAAAUUUAAAAGCAAAUUCAUUAUUAGUACUCAAGGUUAUAAAUAAUCAUAUAUUAACAAUUAUUUUUUGUUACAUCAUUUCGAUGACAAAGUAGUAGUCUAGUUGAAUGAAUAGUUGCAUUUAUUUGCAUUCAGAAUUUUUCAAAUUUUUUCAGAUUUCUGA